CAGGCGAGGCCCAGCCCUGAAAAAUUGAAACUAUGAUGGCAGCUCAAUUGGACAUUACUCCUUUCAACUUCAGUGAAUCCAGUACCGGCCAUGGGCUUGGAAACCAAGACCCCAGAGAUUCACAGCUGCGACUUGUCUUAGUGGGUAAGACUGGAGCAGGAAAAAGUGCCACAGGGAACAGCAUCCUUGGAAAGAAAGCAUUUCAUUCCAGAAUGGCAGCAAAAUCCAUCACCAAAGUCUGUCAGAAAGAGAGCAGCACGUGGAAUGGGAGAGAAAUUGUUGUUGUGGACACACCUGGUAUUUUCGACACUGAGGUACUGGAUGCUGACACACAAAGAGAGAUUGCUAAGUGCAUCCUCCUGACUUCCCCUGGCCCUCAUGUUGUGCUCCUGGUAGUCUCACUGGGCCGGUACACAAAGGAAGAACAAAAGGCCGUGGAGAAGAUGCUAUCAAUGUUUGGACCCAAAGAUAGGAGAUACAUGAUUCUCUUAUUCACCCGGAUAGAUGACUUGGAUGGCAUUGAGUUCCAUGAUUACUUAAAGGAAGCUCCAAAAGGCAUUCAAGAUCUGAUGGAGCAGUUCAGGGGUCGUCACUGUGAGUUCAACAAUAAGGCGACAGGGGCUGAGCAGGAGGCUCAGAGGGCACAGCUGCUGGACCUGGUCCAGCGCAUAGUGAUGCAGAACAAGGGAGGAUUCUACACUGAUGAGAUGUACCAAAGGGCUGAGGAGGAGAUUCAGAAACAGAUUCAAGUGAAACAAAAAAAAUACAUAGCUGAAUGGGAGAUUGAGAAAAGGCAGUUAACAGAGGAAUAUGAAAAACUAUUCAGAAACCUGAAGGAUGAAAUGGAGCAAGAAAAGAGAAAGGCAGAAAUGGAGAAGAUAUUUGUAGAAAGGGAGACUUGCCAUCUAAAUAGGAUGCAGGAAGCCAGACAUGAAGUUGAGAGUGAGGCAGAUAUUAGUAUAUUUAGCAUAAUCAUAGGUAUAGCAAUGACCAUUUUACCUUUUUUCUUUAGACUAUUCAGGUGAACUUAAGCUUUUUGAAAAUCUGUUUCCUGCAUAUUUUCAAGUGCUCCUUCCCAUAUUACUCAUUACCCAAAGUCAGAGUUCUCUAUU
Molecule: messenger RNA, 1112 nt
Organism: Myotis brandtii (Brandt's bat)
Lineage: Eukaryota; Metazoa; Chordata; Mammalia; Chiroptera; Vespertilionidae
Product: GTPase IMAP family member 4
Exons: 3
Coding region: 33-1025 (330 amino acids)
Molecular function (GO): GTP binding
Source: RefSeq, a predicted model, not a curated record